UUUCUACUACGUGAUGCCGUCGGAACCGUAGCUGGCGGAACGUCCUUCGCGACCAGAGAUCCCGCUGGAUCUCCGAAAAUGAACAUCUCCAUCACGACGAGCCGCCUUCACGGUCGCCGAUUCGGCACGCGCGGUGGCCACAGGCGGGAUGUUCUUACCACGCGGAACUUCUCCUGUGAGAUUUACGUGCGACCAGAAGACUCACGUUUCUAACUGCUAGAGAUACCUAAUACGGCCGAGCGUUUCUAAGCGCCCAGAGUCGCACUGACUGCAGGUAUAAAAUCUACGUGUGGGGAAGAGUAGAACCCAUCCUUCGUUCUCCCCUUCGUCGCAGGACUGGUUCCUCCUUGUGUUUCUUGCCUGGGCUUUACUUUCUGCAUUCGCUGUUCCUCAACCCCUUUCGUUUGACACGUCUUUCUUUCGUUCUUUAAAUUUACGACUGUCGCCAUGUUCUUCAACGGCAUCGCUGGUCUCGUCGCACUCGCAUGCGUAGUGUCGGCUCGCCCCCUGCCCAUGCUCGCCAAGCGCGAGGUUCCUCAAGAGCACAGUCAUGAGAAGUUCUUGACGUCAGUGGGCAAUAGCCUGAACUUGAACAACCCAGACGAGAUUGUCGACCCAGUCUUUGCGCUGCUCGGCAAUGAUGCUGCACAGCAAGGCUUGGGCAAGAUCCAGGACCCAGACUGCUUGCAACAGGCGGUCGCUGACCAGGCCUUCACGAACGCGAAGGCUGCGGGAGACUUGCAGGGCCAGGUCGAUGCUCUGAUCUUCCGUGCCCUCGAGCGCAACUCCGGAUCCGUUGGCGCGACUACCAAUGCCUGCACAUCCAUCCAGGCUGUUAACCCCGAGAUCGCCGCCAUCCAACAGCACCAAGACCCAGCGUCUGACAACGCUGCCGAGGUGAACAAGAAUAUCGUCUUGGCGCUCGCUCAGCAGAUCGCUUCUAUCGGCGGCAACCCUCUUGAUGCGCUUCAAUCUGGUACUUUUGCGCCAGGCCAGAUUGGCGACCCGACUGCGAAGGGCAACACCUGCGACGACGCGAACGACUCCACCGGCUGUAUCUUCACUCAGAACCUCUUGGUCGAGGACGCCUCUGAGGAUGAGAUUAACCAGGCUGUUUCCAGCAUCGUUUCUUCGAACUCGAGUAGCAACAACUCGAAUAUCAACAAUUCGAGCGUUGACGGCUCGAACGUUGAUUUCUCAAACGGUGACAACUCCAACUUUGACAACUCUAACUUCAACGACGUAUCGGAUGAAUCGCUUGACCAGCUGCUGUCCAACGACGGAUUGAACCUCGAUGGCAUUGACUUAAACUCACUGUUGAACUCUGGUCUGGACGAGGAACAGCUGGAAGGGGAGCUCUUGGACUCUGGGUUGGACAUGAACUCUCUCGAGAACGAUAUCUCUGAAAUCGACUUUGAGGAGGUAGACGAGGAGUCAGAGUCAGAGAUUGUUGAGCUGGAGAACAUUGGGAUUUGAGUAGCCUUUUUCUCCUCGGACUCACGGACACUUGCGCUUCUACUUUUUCUGUUCUUUUCUGUUUCUGUUUCUGUUUUGAUGAGGGACUGC
Molecule: messenger RNA, 1566 nt
Organism: Fomitiporia mediterranea MF3/22
Lineage: Eukaryota; Fungi; Basidiomycota; Agaricomycetes; Hymenochaetales; Hymenochaetaceae
Exons: 6
Coding region: 448-1476 (342 amino acids)
Source: RefSeq, a predicted model, not a curated record